Messenger RNA from Camelus dromedarius (Arabian camel), 3842 nucleotides. RefSeq names its product TNF alpha induced protein 2 (gene TNFAIP2). Gene Ontology annotation, molecular function: SNARE binding. The coding region runs from base 163 to 2238 and encodes 691 amino acids. Gene Ontology annotation, biological process: exocyst localization; exocytosis. NCBI's taxonomy places the organism in Eukaryota, Metazoa, Chordata, Mammalia, Artiodactyla, Camelidae. The transcript has 12 exons. Gene Ontology annotation, cellular component: exocyst. The record is from RefSeq and is a predicted model, not a curated record.
UGUGGGACCUUGAAGGGGAGGAGGAUUUUGUGCCACAGAUUGGGGCAGGCAGCGAUGCCAUGCAGCGACCUGCAGGAGCCAGGUCUGGAGGUUGGCUAGAGCCUAGCACAUGUGGGGACGGAGGAGACGGGGGCCAUGAGGGCAAAGGCCUGAGCCGAGGUGAUGCUGAAGAUGAUGACCUUCCAAGGCCUUCCAGGCCAGCAGCCUAUGCCAGGGGCCCUUGACUUCCCCGGGGCCCCCCAGAAGUUGCCCUCCACAUCGGAGGCUGAGUCAGAAGCCUCUAUGUCAGAGGCCUCCUCCGAGGACCUGGUGCCACCCCUGGAGGCUGAGGUAGCCCCGGAUCGGGACGAGGACGAGGCUGUGAAGAAGAAGAAGAAGAAGUCAAAAGGCCUGGCCAACGUGUUUAGUGUCUUCACCAAAGGGAGGAAGAAGAAGGGUCAGCCCAGCUCUGCAGACACAGAGGGCGAGUCCGAGUCCCAGGCGCAGCUGGCUGGCCGGCUGCCCACAGUGGAGGAGCUCAAGGCGGACCUGGAGCAGGGACGGCUGGAGGCGGCCGGGCCGCUGCUGGAGCUGGAGCGGGAGCUGCGGGCGGCGGCGGCGGCGGGCGCCGCGAGCGAGGAGGAGCUGGUGCGGCGCCAGAGCAAGGUGGAGGCGCUGUACGCGCUGCUGCGCGACCAGGUGCUCGGCCUGCUGCGCCGGCCGCUGGAGGCGGCGCCCGAGAGGCUGCGCCAGGCGCUGGCGGUGCUGGCGGCGCAGGAGCGCGAGGACCGGGCGGCGGCGCCCGGGCCCUCGGGGCUGGCCGCCACGCGUCCCCGGAGCUGGCUGCAGCUGUGGCGGCGGGGCGUGGCGCAGGCGGCCGAGGAGCGGCUGGGCCGCCCGCCGCCCGCGGGCGCCGAGGGCCGCACGGAGGCCGAGCGCCUCUUCCUGCACAUGGGCCGCACCAUGAAGGAGGACCUGGAGGCGGUGGCGGCGCGCCUGAAGCCGCUGUUCCCCGCCGAAUUCGGCGUCGUGGCGGCCUACGCCGAGAGCUACCACAAGCACUUCGCGGCCCAGCUGGCGGCCGUGGCGCAGUUCGAGCUGUGCGAGCGCGACACCUACAUGCUGCUGGUCUGGGUGCAGAACCUCUACCCCAACGAUGUCAUCAACAGCCCCAAGCUGGCAGGGGAGCUGCAGGGAGUCAGGCUUGGGAGCCUCCUCCCCGCUAAGCAGAUCCGGCUGCUGGAGGCCACGUUCCUGUCCAGUGAGGUGACCAGUGUGAAGGAGCUGAUGGCCCGUGCCCUGGAGCUGGAGUCACAGCGCUGGGCCCAGGAUGUGGCCCCCCAGAGGUUGGACGGCCACUGCCACAGUGAGCUGGCCAUCGACAUCAUCCAGAUCAUCUCCCAGGGCCAGGCCAAGGCCGAGAGCAUCACCCUUGAACUGGGCACGCAGAUAAAGCAUAUGCUGCUGGUGGAGCUGGCUGCGGUCCUGAGGAGCUACCAGCGUGCCUUUGAGGACUUUCUGGAGUGCUGCAGACAGCUGAGAAAUUACAGGGCCAAUGUCAUGGCCAACAUCAACAACUGCCUAUCCUUCCGGACGUACAUGGAGCAGAAGUGGCAGACUCCGCAGGACCUGCUGAGCCCCCUGCUGAGCCCCCUGAAUGAACUCAAGAGCCGUGGCUUUGAUGCCUUGCUCCAGAACCUGUUUGCAGACCUGAAGCCGCUGUUCAAGAGGUUCACACGGACCCGCUGGGCGGCCCCUGUGCAGACCCUGGAGGAAAUCAUCUCUGUCGUGGGCGAGAGGCUGCCUGAGUUCUCAGAGCUGCAUGACUGUUUCCGGGAGGAGCUCAUGGAGGCUGUGCACCUGCACCUGGUGAAGGAGUACAUCAUCCGCCUCAGCAAGCGGCGCCUUGUCCUCAAGACAGCGGAGCAGCAGCAGCAGCUGGCGGGGCACAUCCUGGCCAACGCCCAGCUCAUCCAGCACUUCUGCACUCAGAUCGGGUCCCCGGCAGCCUGGCUGCAUCAUGCCCUCCCCACGCUCGCUGAGAUCAUUCGCCUGCAAGACCCCAGUGCCAUCAAGAUCGAGGUGGCCACGUAUGCCACCUGGUACCCUGACUUCAGCAAAGGCCACCUGAGCGCCAUCUUGGCCAUCAAGGGGAACCUGUCCAACAGCGAAGUCAAGGGCAUCCGGAGCAUCCUGGACAUCGACACGGGGGCACAAGCGCCCUCCAAGUCCCUGUUUUCACUUAUAAAGGUUGGGUAGCUUCUUCUGUGGCCUGACCUGCUUGUGAGCGCCUGGAGAGCAUCAGACGCCAUCCCGUUUGGGGACUGUUCAGACCGGCAUCAGCCUUCUGCUGCUGCUUCUGCCCAGCCCUGGCCAAGGCACAGGCCCCUGGGCAGCUGGAAGUACACAGGCCCUGGUUGGUUUACCCCUCCUGUGGGGAGCCAAGGAGGCCACACCUGAGAAACUCUCUGUAGAGGGGAGUUGAUCUAACUAGCACUGAAGGAAGGAGCUCGGAGGAACAGUGGCCAAGGUCAGAGAUCCUGGGCCACCACCUGUCUGCGGGGUCCUUCCACUGUCUGCUCAGAACUGGCUUUCUCAAGCACCCCAGCGGGAGCCUUCCCAGCUCCUGGGCCAGGGCCUGAGCCUCACCCCUCCUGCCUCCUUUGGUCCAGGGCUGCACUGAGCUGGGCUCAGCAAGUAUUUGGAAUCGAAGGCAGAACUGGACGAGAAAAAGGAAAAGAUGGGCUCUUAUCUGGGGCCUGGAAAGGAGCCUGAGGGGUCGGGUCACACAACCAGCUGGAGGCAGAGCCAGCGUCAGAGCCCCCUCCAGAGGGCCCCCCCACCCCCUGCAGCUCAGACCGCGACCCCUCUCUGAUUCCCCACGGGCUUCCCCUGAGGAUGGGCCCAGGAGGGCAAGGACCUGCUUGGGUUCUGCCCUCCCCCACACGGGGACGGGCCCAGGGAUGCCUCCGGGUCCUGCCCUGGAAGGUGGGCUGAGGUCUGGGCGGGGCGAGCUUGACCUCUCACCCCUUGGCCUCCGUAUUAGUUUCCUAUUAACCACUUGAACAGAUCUCCACAAACUUAGUAGCUUAAAACCAGAACUUCUCUUUCAGUUCUAAGAAGGUCAGAAGUCUGACAUGGCUCUAGUGGUUAAAGCCAAGGUGUUGGCAGGGCUGGUUCCUUCUGGAAGCUCUAGCAGGGAAUUUCCUUGGAGGCCGCCUUCCAAUAUUUCCUGGCCCGUGUCCCUCUUCCAUCUUCAAAGCCAGCCACACCAUGGCCGGUCGAAUCCUUUUCACAGCACUCCUCCUCUCCUCCCUCUUCUACUUCUAAGGACCCUUGUGAGUCCUUUGGCCACCCAGACAAUCCAGGAUCCUCCUCCGAUGUUAAGGUCAGCUGAUUAGCAACCUUAAUUCUGCCUGACACCUUAACUCCUCUUCACCGUGGAAACUAACAUAGUCGCAGGCCCAGGGAUUAGGUCGUGGGCAUCUUUGGGGUGGCGACAUUACUUUGCCCACCCCAGCCUCCAUCCAUCGCCUGCUCUGUGGGGUGGGGUGCCUUGUCCUACCCCAUGAAAAGCUGGGUUCAAUUACCCGCCUUGGCCUCUGCUUACCCCAGAGGCCCUCUUGGCAAGAGGGGCAGUUCAGACGUAGGCUUGCCAUGAGGAGGCUUGCAGCCUGCUCUCUUGGGUUUGCCCUCCUCUUUCUAGGUACCGUGGCCAGAAACUGGCCCAUGUAAAUGAUGCACAAAGGCCUUUGUACAUUCAUGGGAGUUAGCAUGUUUGGUGUUAGUUUUCGGUAGCACUGCUUUUGUGUGUGUGUGCUCGGAACGAGACCUGAGUUGAUAUAAAGCUGGUUUCACAAGUG